This is a messenger RNA of Eutrema salsugineum, 951 nucleotides long. RefSeq names its product zinc finger protein WIP6. The transcript is spliced from 2 exons. NCBI's taxonomy places the organism in Eukaryota, Viridiplantae, Streptophyta, Magnoliopsida, Brassicales, Brassicaceae. Gene Ontology annotation, molecular function: DNA-binding transcription factor activity. Gene Ontology annotation, biological process: anatomical structure development; regulation of gene expression. The record is from RefSeq and is a predicted model, not a curated record. The coding region runs from base 1 to 951 and encodes 316 amino acids. Gene Ontology annotation, cellular component: nucleus.
AUGUAUAAUAGUAACCUAUAUUGCAUCUCCGGCGACGAAGACUCCGUCGUCCUCAGCCUUGGACUUCCUGGCCAACAAUACCCUAACCAUCACAAACCCACCAACACUAAACCUGCUUCUUCUAAUCAUCCAAUCGAUCAUCACGAGUUUGAUAAUCUCCCAUUAACAAACCCUAAUGACGUCACCGUUGCUCUUCAUAUCGGACCUCCGGUUUCCGACAAAGAAACCACUACCGGCGGGAGUAACCAAGAGGGUUUGACGGCGCGGCAGGGACAGUAUUGGAUCCCUUCGCUUUCUCAGAUCCUUGUCGGUCCCACUCAGUUCUCUUGUUCUGUCUGUAACAAAACUUUCAAUCGCUUCAACAACAUGCAGAUGCAUAUGUGGGGUCAUGGCUCGCAAUACCGAAAGGGUCCAGAGUCACUGCGAGGGACGAAAUCGUCAUCUUCAAUACUAAGGCUGCCAUGUUACUGUUGUGCGGAAGGUUGUAAGAACAACAUAGAUCAUCCAAGAUCAAAGCCUCUUAAAGACUUUAGAACGCUUCAAACGCAUUACAAGCGGAAGCACGGAGCUAAACCUUUCCGUUGCCGCAAAAAGUGCGAGAAAAUGUUUGCGGUAAGAGGCGAUUGGAGAACGCACGAGAAGAAUUGUGGGAAGCUGUGGUUUUGUGUUUGCGGGUCGGAUUUUAAGCAUAAAAGGUCUCUUAAAGAUCACGUUAGGGCUUUUGGUGAUGGCCAUGCUGCUCACACUGUGGGUGAUCGUGUUCUAGCCAUUGGAGACGGAGAUGAAGAUGAUGAUGAUGAUGAUGAUGAUGAUGAUGAUAUGGAGGAAGAAGAGGCAGAAGAUGAACGAGAUGAUGAUGGAGAAGAAGAAGAUGGUAAUGGAGAAAAUGGUCGUGGAGAUAAGAAUUAUGGGAUUAGAUAUGAUCAUUUUCGUCGUUAUGGUCAUUUCUAA